CUUGAAGCUGGCUUCUUCAAUAUGAAAAUCGUAUUUGCUUUAUUUUGCUUUUUUCUGUUCUUGACUGGAGCAAAUAUGUCAACAACUUCAAAACCUACGGAGACAGCGGCCACGACUCGUCCACCUCCUAGCAUUAGGCCUAAAUGUAGCGAUCCAAACGCAAAUCGCACCGAAUGUGGUUGGCCCUGUCCAUCCACGUGUCAAAAGCAGUACGAAGGGUACUGCCUUACCAAGUGUUAUGUUGGUUGUGAAUGUAAUGCCAACUUUGCUUAUGACCAGAAAUCAAACAAAUGCGUUAGCGAGUGUCCCUGA
Messenger RNA from Anoplophora glabripennis (Asian longhorned beetle), 312 nucleotides. RefSeq names its product zonadhesin-like. NCBI's taxonomy places the organism in Eukaryota, Metazoa, Arthropoda, Insecta, Coleoptera, Cerambycidae. The transcript is spliced from 2 exons. Bases 22 to 312 code for a protein of 96 amino acids. The record is from RefSeq and is a predicted model, not a curated record.